Molecule: messenger RNA, 1249 nt
Organism: Spinacia oleracea (spinach)
Lineage: Eukaryota; Viridiplantae; Streptophyta; Magnoliopsida; Caryophyllales; Amaranthaceae
Product: abscisic acid receptor PYL8
Exons: 3
Coding region: 263-826 (187 amino acids)
Biological process (GO): abscisic acid-activated signaling pathway
Cellular component (GO): cytoplasm; nucleus
Molecular function (GO): signaling receptor activity; abscisic acid binding; protein phosphatase inhibitor activity
Source: RefSeq, a predicted model, not a curated record
AAACAAACACACAGAAGAAGAGGAGGAGAGAGAAAAUACAGAGAAGCGUAGAGAGAGAAAGAAGGAGCGUAGAGAGAGAAAAAGCUUGAGAUCGUUUGGCUAUGGUGGUAGCGCGUUUAAGCCUUUACUGAGUCAACUCGUUUACAGUCGAUUUUAAUCGCGCGAUUCCCCGUCGUUCACCGGAGAAGUAUUUUCCGGCGACGGUCAGGGUUUGCUUUCAGUUGUAUUGAAGAGAGAGAAAGAAGAGCGUGAAGGAGAGAAGAUGAUGAUGAACGGAAAUGGAUACAGUGGAGUUGAAGAGGAGUACAUAAGGAUACACCAUAAGCAUGAGCCUGCGGAUAAUCAAUGUAGUUCGGUUUUAAUUAAGCACAUUAAAGCUCCUGUUCAUUUGGUUUGGUCGUUAGUGAGGAGAUUCGAUCAACCUCAGAAGUAUAAGCCAUUUGUUAGCCGAUGCGUGGUGCAGGGAAAUCUUGAGAUUGGAAGUGUAAGAGAGGUUGAUGUGAAAUCAGGGCUUCCAGCGACUACGAGCACUGAGAGAUUGGAGGUUCUUGAUGACAAUGAGCAUAUUCUCAGUAUCAGGAUUGUUGGUGGAGAUCAUAGGCUAAGGAACUACUCUUCUGUGGUGUCCCUACAUCCGGAGAUCAUCGAGGGAAGGCCUGCAACAAUGGUGAUCGAGUCAUUUGUUGUUGAUAUACCAGAAGGAAACACCAAAGAUGAAACCUGCUUCUUUGUUGAAGCUUUGAUCAAGUGCAAUCUGAAGUCACUUGCUGAUGUGUCUGAACGUUUAGCCGUACAAGACCGAACCGAGCCGAUUGAUAGGAUGUGAUUAGAAGAAGCUUGAUGUGAUUCUCUCUCCAUGGAUGAAACUACCAAGGUGUGUUCGGAUUGCAUACGCAGGCCUUGGGGUCGACUGGUACUACCUGUUUUCCAAGUGGUUUUGCAUUCUCCUUUAAAGAAUCACAACUGAUAAAAGUGUGUUUAAAAGGAAAAGUCAAGUCUUUACCGGUCUCAUUCUAUGCGUCGAAAUCCAUGCUUUCUAGUUUGUAUAUAAACAUGUGGUCAAACGGGUGAAUGUAGAUCUCUCUGUUGCAGUAGUAGUAUUACAUAUUAUGUGGAGACAUUAUAGAGGUAAUUCCCAAUAGUUAGUCAUUAAUCACAUUAGGGUAUAGGGAGGCUUGUAAGUAGUGUUUCUUCUCAGUGCCAUAAAUUUAUCUGUCAUUUUGUGAAUUACUGUCAUUUUUCUCUUUAA